Molecule: messenger RNA, 711 nt
Organism: Chrysoperla carnea
Lineage: Eukaryota; Metazoa; Arthropoda; Insecta; Neuroptera; Chrysopidae
Product: zinc finger protein 345-like
Exons: 2
Coding region: 1-711 (236 amino acids)
Biological process (GO): regulation of transcription by RNA polymerase II
Molecular function (GO): DNA-binding transcription factor activity, RNA polymerase II-specific; RNA polymerase II cis-regulatory region sequence-specific DNA binding
Source: RefSeq, a predicted model, not a curated record
AUGUCAGAAUUAAUAAUCAAAGAAGAAAUAUUAGACGAUCAGAUUCAAGAUGAAAAUAAACCUUCAUUUAAUGAGCAACGCAUUAAAAUAGAAGCUGAAUUACAUUCAGAAAUAAUAAUCAAAGAAGAAAUAUUAAAUGAAAAUGAACAGAUACAACAAGGUGAACAAAUUCAUACGGAUGAGAAAGCUUCAUUUAAUGAGGAACGUAUUAAAAUAGAAACUGAAUUACAUUCAGAAAUAAUAAUCAAAGAAGAAAUAUUAAAUGAAAAUCAACAGAUUCAAGGUGAACAAAUUCAUACGGAAGAGAAACCAUUCUCUUGUGAUAUUUUUCACGUAUGUGAUAUUUGUGACAAAACAUUUAAUGUGAAAUGUCGUUUAAUUGAACAUCAACGAAUUCAUUCAGACGAAAAACCUUUUUCGUGUGAUGUUUGUGACAAAAAAUUUAAAUUUAAAAGUAAUUUAAUGCAACAUAAACUAACUCAUUCAGAAGAAAAACCAUUUUCGUGUGAUGUUUGUGAGAAAAAAUUUAAGACUAAAGGUAAAUUAAAGCUACAUAAACGAAUUCAUGUUGUAGAUAAUGCAUUACCGUGUAAAAUGUGUCAGAAAAAAUUUACAGCGGGAAGAAAUUACAUUUUUCAUAAACGUCGUCAUUCUGGAAUCGAAUCACAUUCAUGUAAUGUUUGUGGUAAUUCAUUUAUUCAAGUAGUUUGA